This is a messenger RNA of Danio rerio (zebrafish), 4806 nucleotides long. The record is from RefSeq and is a predicted model, not a curated record. NCBI's taxonomy places the organism in Eukaryota, Metazoa, Chordata, Actinopteri, Cypriniformes, Danionidae.
AUCAUUUCCUUGCACACUUCCUUAAGAAAGUGGAGUGCUAAAAAAUUGAAAGUGUUUGAAAAGAAAAGGCAGUUUCCUCCUUGAUCAGGAUUGGAGAGGGGUUUUUCCAGAGUCCUGAAUUCCUUUGCUUGUAUUGGCUGAUGUCACAAGUGGAUCCGGGAAGGGAAGUCUUUAUCCACAGCUGAGCCCCUAUAUAAAUGCCCCAACACAGCAACUCCAAGACCAGACUCCCAAUCAAAGCCAUCAAACAAUAAAAGGGGGCAAAAAGUACAGAACUACAAACUACAGAAAGGACCAUAAACAGGACCACUGCAGAACAUCACUGAUAAUGGACAUUUGCAACAAGUUGCAGUUCUUUGCUUCGUUUGUUCUUAUCUCUUCAGCGCUAAACUUAUGGAGAUGCAGUGAAGGUUGGUCAUACCACUACUCAGACUCCACCAUGACAUGGCAAAAUGCCAGAAACUGGUGCAGGCAGCACUACACCGACUUGGUGGCCAUCCAGAACAAAAAUGAGAUUGCUCACCUCAACGGAAUUCUUCCAAGACGCAAUGGCUAUUACUGGAUUGGUAUUCGUAAAAUUAAUAACCAGUGGACCUGGGUGGGAACUAACAAAACACUUACUGCUGAAGCUGAAAACUGGGCAGAAAAGGAGCCCAACAACAAAGGAAAUAAUCAAGACUGUGUGGAAAUAUAUAUUCAAAGAGAGAAAGAUGAAGGUAAAUGGAAUGAUGAAUCCUGCUCAAAAUCAAAGACAGCGUUGUGCUACACGGCUUCCUGCGCGAGUGACUCCUGUGUCAGUGGUCAUGGAGAGUGUGUAGAAACCAUAAACAGUCAUACAUGCUCAUGCUUUGAAGGCUUCUAUGGAAAAGUAUGUGAAAAUGUUGUUAAAUGUGAACCAAAUGAAGUCAAUGCAUUGGAUCAUUCUAGUAAGCAGUGCUCUCAUCCUCAUGGAAACUUCGCAUAUGACUCUCAGUGUGAAUAUUCAUGUGAGGAGGGUUAUGAACUGAAGGGUUCCAGUACAACGAGAUGCAAUUUUACAGCGGAGUGGACAAGCAAACCACCAUCUUGUGAGCUUGUUCAAUGCCCACAGCUGAACAAACCACUGAAAGGUGGCAUGCAGUGUAAUCAUCCGAUGGGUCAGUUCAGCUAUCAGUCCAGCUGUGAGUUUGUGUGUGAUGAAGGAUACAAACUGCGAGACUCCAGCUCUUCUACUCUGAUCUGUGGAGCAACGGGACACUGGAAUGAUUCACAGCCCACUUGUGAAAUAAAAUGCAAAGCAAAGGAUAUCACCCCACCAGCUCAUGCUAAAGUCCACUGCACUAAUGAAGAUAUACCCUAUAAAUCUCAGUGUGAAUAUUCCUGUGAGGAGGGUUAUGAACUAAAGGGUUCAAGUACAACAACGUGCACUUCAACAACAGAGUGGUCAAGUGAACCAACAACCUGUGAACUUGUUCAGUGUCCAGCCCUUGAAAAACCUGUCAAUGGCGAUCUCAGCUGCACUUUAAGCUUUAGUUAUGGGAGUAAAUGCAGCUUCAGUUGUGGAGAAGGAUUCAUCCUCACAGGAGUUUCAGAGACCAGCUGUACAAAAACAGCAGAGUGGAGUCAGGAACCACCUCGCUGUGAAGUUGUUCAAUGCUCAGAGUUGGCCAAUCCACAGAAAGGUGGCAUGCAAUGUAAUCAUCCGAUGGGUCAGUUCAGCUAUCAGUCCAGCUGUGAGUUUGUGUGUGAUGAAGGAUACAAACUGCAGAACUCCAGCUCCUCUACGCUGAUCUGUGGAGCAACGGGACUCUGGAAUGAUUCACAGCCCACUUGUGAAAUUGUAAAAUGCAAAGCAAGGGAUCUCACCACACCAGCUAAUGCUAAGGUCCACUGCACUAAUGAAAAUAUACCCUAUGAAUCUCAGUGUGAAUAUUCCUGUGAGGAAGGUUAUGAACUAAAGGGUUCAAGUACAACAAUGUGCACUUCAACAACAGAGUGGUCAAACGAACCACCAACCUGUGAACUUGUUCAAUGCCCAGAGCUGGCCAAACCACUGGAAGGUGACAUGUAUUGUAAUCAUCCGAUGGGUCAGUUCAGCUAUCUGUCCAGCUGUACGUUUGUGUGUGAUGAAGGAUACAAUCUGCGAGACUCCAGCUCCUCCACUCUGAUCUGUGGAGCAACGGGACACUGGAAUGAUUCACAGCCCACUUGUGAAAUUGUAAAAUGCAAAGAAGAGGAUAUCACACCACCAGCUCAUGCUAAAGUCCACUGCACUAAUGAAGAUAUACCCUAUGAGUCUCAGUGUGAAUAUUCCUGUGAGGAGGGUUAUGAACUAAAGGGUUCAAGUACAACGACGUGCACUUCAACAACAGAGUGGUCAAGUGAACCAACAAUUUGUGAACUUAUUCAGUGCCCAGCCCUUGAUAAUCUUGUCAAUGGAGAUCUCAGCUGCAAUUCAAGCUUUAGUUAUGGGAGUAAAUGCAGCUUCAGUUGUGCAGAAGGAUUCAUUCUCCAGGGAGCUUCAGAGAUCAGCUGUACAAAUACAGCAGAGUGGAGUCAGAAACCACCUCACUGUGAAGCUGUGGUUUGUCCUCAACUUUCUGACCCAGCAAAUGGGUACACAAACUGUUCAUCUGAUGAACCCUUCUUUGGCACCAUCUGCAACUUCAUCUGUUUUGAUGGCCACCAGCUUGACAGUAAUGAGACAGUGAUGUGCAGCCAUGAUGGGAGAUGGUCAGGGGAAGUGGCGGUAUGUCAAGCUCAACCUGGUCCCUCUAAAUCGCUCUUCAAAGCAACAGAAGUGGCUCUUGGCGUUGCAGGAACUGUCGGCAGCUCCAGUCUGUUCUUAGUCUACUGGAUACUGAAGAAACUGAAGAGUAACGCUAACAAGUUUAAACUGAACAGCACUUUGGAUACUGUGGAUCCACCGCAGGCUUAUAAGAGCAGUAUUGACAGUCUCCUAUAGAGCAAAAGUGCUUCAAACUACACUGAUCUUAUAUGGCUGUAGUGGAAACACUUCAGAAGAUAUUCUUUAUCCAGUAUGAUGGGCAUUUUCCAUGCAGACUGCAGUCCCUAAAUUAAUGUGAUUUCUACUUCCCAAUGGAAGCAUUAUUUACUUGAGUUGAACAUAUUGUUCUUUACUGUUUAACCCUCUGAGGAUGUUUUGGGGGGGACAAGAGGAGUUCUGAAGUGCCCUGACACUUGUGCUUUUAUCAGUUUCUUAUGAACAUAUAAUUUGCUAAAGUCUAUUAACACUGUAAACAGCACAAAGUGAGCUACAAUAUUUUAGCAAUAUUUAUGUACAUGAUUGUGUUGUUGAAAAGGAAACGUUUAUGCAUGGUUGGUGAAAAUAAUAAAUGUUGAAGUCACUGAAAUAACUCCAUAAAACACAUACAUAAUUUUGUAGCCUAGAGCUUUUGCUUCAAAAUUAUGUGAUCAUAUUGUUUGUUUGUUUUCAGGAAACAAUAAAUUGAUUUAAGUCAGGGGUAUCCAGGCUCAGCCCUGGAGGACCACUGUCCUGGAGAGUUUAGCUCCAACCCAAAUUAAACACACCUGAACCAGCUAAUCAAGCUCUUAUUAGAUAUACUAGAAAUUUUCUGACAGGUGUGUUGAAGCAAGAUGGAGCUAAACUCAGCCGGAUACUAGCCCUCCAGGACCAACUUGGUACACCCCUCAAUAAAGUGAAGUUUAUUUAUAAACUAAUUUCGAGAGGAUCAUGUGCUUAUGAUUGUCCACAGCUGGUCCAGCAUUGGCUAAUACAUGAUUCACCAAUCAGAUGAUUCCUAACCUGCUAUAAAUAACCAAAAUGUCUUACCUCAGUAUCUUCGUUUUGAAGAAUCCCUCCUCCCACCCCUACUCCCCCUCCUUUCUAGAUUGGGCACUGUUGCCUUACAGCAAAAAUGUUACUGGUUAAAGUCCCAACUGAACCAGUUGACAUUUCUGUGUGGAGUUUGCUUGUUCUCCCCGUACUUGCAUGUGUUUCCCCUGGGUUCCUCCCACAGUCCUAAAUUGAACAUUCUAAAUUGGUAUCAUAGUCGAACGCUUAGUAAGCCAUAUAUCUCUCUUUAGCCAUUCCUUUAUUUGUUAUUAGCCAGAAUUAAGUUGGGGGAGUUCAUCUAGAUCUACCUGAGCUCAAACUCCCCUCUAGCUCUGUUAAUGGGAGGGAGCCCAGGGCUCGAGGAUCUUAUAAGCUCAGAGCUCUCUACAGGGACAGCAUGCCAAAUAAGCUUUUUAAUCAAUCAUCAGCUAAAUGUGAACUUCUGAAAUAUUCUAAGAAACUUUUUGGGUGGAAAGGAUCUAUGCGAGGAGAUCAUGCAGUGAUUCACACCUGAGAAGACAAAUACUUGCAUAAUGAGUUGCAUAAUGGACCAUCCAGAUAGGUAGAUAACUGAGAGGGGAGAGUCAUAAGAAAGACUGUGAGGAGGACAAAAUAAGUUUAAAAUAUUUAUAUACAUUUAUGAUGUUUUAGUUUACUGAGAAUAUCAAUAGCUUUCACACAAAAUAACUUGAUAUGCACUUUGAGUGCAGUUUAACGCUUUAUUGUGCAUAUUGUUUUGUUGUAAUUAUGAAUAGAAAUAUAGGCCCUUUACGGCUGUGUUUUUCUUAUCAGGACUAAAAAAAUGAGAGUAUUUUAAGCUCCUUUUUUGUCAUCACAUAGAAAAGUGCUAAAACACAUAUAGCCUAUACAUUUGCCAACCCCAGGGAGUGUAAUAUAUAUUUUCAUAUUAAUUCUGUGUUAAAGAAAACAUUUUUGUACUAUUUAUUUAGCAAAAACUGUAGCUGUCUGAUUACUAUUUGUAAAGUUCAAUAAAGUUUUGCUUUCAUUGA